AUGAGGGUAACAAGCGCAAAAAGUUCAUGCUUAUACGCAGCAUCAGCACACCUUGACAAAGAUCAAUGCGAUGUCUUCACAAUCAUCAAUUGGGAAAUGCUGUCAUUAGUGCAGCCCAAAUCCAACGCUUUUACAAGAGAGACAAUAGCAUUGCCAAGGUUUGUGGCGAUCAAAUCAAACUACAAUGGCAAAUACUUGCGCUACAUACAUGAAGAUGGUUUGGAGCAUGCGUUUGUCCAAUUCUCUGGGGAGGAGUUUGUGAGCCCAUACACAAAAUACGAAGUGGUGAUGGCAAAGACUAAUGGAAAUUCAAUGCUUGACCCGGAUCGACGUGAUCUCUACACCAUCAUUGAUUGGGAAUCACUGUUCAUACUACCCAAGUGCGUGGCGUUCAAAGAUGACUCCACUAGCAGCAGCAGCAGCAACAACAACAACAACUCCUCUUCCUCCUCCGUUUUAACUAGAAUUUUUAUUGGCCGAUCAGAAAAAGGAAGAAACCAAAAGCAAAAACAAGAAAACAACUCCCCUAAAUCUGACAUGUUGUUUUGGCCUACCAAAGUUGGCAACAACGUCGCUGCUCUCCGUAACUUGGAGGUGCACCUAGAGGUGGAUGAAACAGUUACCUCAAGGAAGAUAUAUAAUGUCAAUUUUCGCCUCCGAGAUGCCAGGAUUUACAACCGGAGCAUCCUCACGUUGGCCACUGAAGAUGCUAUUAACAGAACCCAAGAACCCAAAACUGUAGACGUCAAGCUCUCGUAUUCAGAGAGUAAGACCCGUGCUUGGAAUUCCAGCAUUUCAUUGAAGUUGUUGGGUGUUAAAACCACCAUCCAAUCCACUGUUCCACUCAUUAUUGCAGAGGGAAAAAUUGAGCUUUCGGGUGAAUUUAGUGGAGAUUACCAGUGGGGACAAACUGAGUCAUUGACAACUGAUAAGGAGAAUCUGUACAAGUUUAGUGUGCCACCAAUGACAAUGGUGAGGGUGAAUCUGAUAGCGACAAAGGCUUCGUGCGACAUUCCCUUCUCUUAUGAGCAGCUCGACACCACCACUCUUACUGAUAGACAACAAAAUACUGAAACCAUAGAUGAUGGCAUUUACACUGGCAGCAAUUACAUCGACUUCAAGUAUGAGACUGAACAAGAAAAGUUGUAA
This is a messenger RNA of Camellia sinensis, 1149 nucleotides long. The record is from RefSeq and is a predicted model, not a curated record. Lineage: Eukaryota; Viridiplantae; Streptophyta; Magnoliopsida; Ericales; Theaceae.